This is a messenger RNA of Camelina sativa (false flax), 2394 nucleotides long. NCBI's taxonomy places the organism in Eukaryota, Viridiplantae, Streptophyta, Magnoliopsida, Brassicales, Brassicaceae. The record is from RefSeq and is a predicted model, not a curated record.
ACUCAGACUUGACCGGAGUGGACUCAAUCGGUGAAUCUGACUCGGACGCGGCGGAGUGAUGGAAGAGUUCCCGAUCAUAACGGUGAGUCAGCGCGAGCAGUUUCUGGUGGAGAACGAUGUGUUCGGGAUCUAUGGUUACUUCGACGCCAGCGACAUUUCUACUCAGAAAUACAUGUUGAAUCAUACUGAUCACUUGGAUUUAGUCGGAUAAGAUGAAUCAGAUACACUAGUGGAUUAGAAAAUUCUCACUAGUUGAUGAUGAUCAGUAAAAUCGAAUUCUCGGUUUAACAAGGCCAGAUCUCUCGAAUCACGUCGGAGAUUCUCACGCCGAUUACAACAAACCUCGCAAGGAACAGAGAGAAAGAAGGAUGAUUUGGGCUGGGCUUUUUAUCAGGUCCAAUAAAAAGCCCAGCCCAAAUCAGUUACUUUUAGUUAGGGUUAAUUGUAUACAUGGCUUGCUCUCAACGGGACUCUUCCGGGAUUAUACAUCAACCGUUUUAAAGCUCUUUUCAUCUUCUCCAUGGCGACAGCUAAUUUAUCGGGUAAGCGAAACCCUGAAGAUGUUUUGGCGACCAAACCCGUUCUCAAGAAACAUAAGGAAACAUCCGAGGAGAAGGAUUUGCUGAUAGUCUCCAGCACAAGUCUGACCAGGCUAAUCUAAUCUCAGCGAAGGAGGCUGCCAUAAGAAAAAAGAAGACGCUCUGUGUUAGCAAUCUCCCUCUCACAGUUACUAUGUCAGAUAUCCUCCAUUUCUUCAAAGAUGCUGGAGAAGUUGUUCGUGUUCGAACUAUCCCGCAAGUUGGUUAAGAAGUUGUGCUUUGGCCGUGUUGACUUUGCAUCUGCCAACGAAGCAAAGAAGGCGCUGGAAAAGAAGAAUGGUGAAUAUUUGCACGACUAUCAGAUAUUUCUUAGAGAGGAUUAUAACGCUCCAUACCCUUUCCGACCCAAAUAUUGCAUGGAACACAAGGUCUGGAACCUUCGACAAGAAAGCCUUCCGAUAGAAGAAGAUGGCACACCUCCCGAUUUUGUUGAGGAAGUACUCUUUGUUGCCAAUCUCUCUCCCCAGACUAAAAUAUUGCAUAUCAAAGAUUUCUUCAAAAAUGUUGGAGAAGUUGUUCGUGUUAGACUUAUUGUAAACCACGAGGGCAAGCAUGUGGGUUAUGGCUUUGUUGACUUCGCUUCUGCUAACGAAGCAAAGAAGGCGCUGGAAACGAAGAAUGGUGAAUAUUUGCACGAUCAUAAGAUCUUUCUUGAAGUGGCUAAGACAGCUCCAGACCCUCCACGACCCAAGUACAACCUUGCAGAGAAGCUUUGUUACGAAGACUAUCUUCGACGACAAAACCUUGUGAUAGAAGAGGACGUGGCAGUGGAAGGACUUGACGAAUCUCCCAAUUUUGUUAAGGCAGUUGCUGUAAGAGAAAAGACGCUCUUUGUUUCUGGUCUCUCUCGCGAAUCUGAUAUAUCACAUAUCAUCAAUUUCUUCAUAGAUGUUGGAGAAGUUGUUCAUGUUCGACUUAUUGUAGACGACACGGGCGAGCAUGUGGGUGAUGGCUUUGUUGAGUUUGCUUCUUCUGACGAAGCAGAGAAGGCACUGGAAACGAGGAACGGUGAAUAUUUGCACGAUCAUAAGAUUUUUAUUGUUGUGGCUAAGAAAGCUCCAUAUCCUCCACGACCCAAGUAUUGCAUAGAUCACAAGGUUUGGUAUGAAGACUACCUCCGGCGAGAAAGCCUUCUGAUAGAAGAUGAGGCAGUGGAAGGAUUUGAUGAAGUUCUCGAUUUUAUUGAGGAAGUUGCGGCAAGAAGGAAGACGCUCUUUGUUUCCAAUAUCCCUUGCAAAGAUAAAAUACCAAAGAACACUAAAUUACCAAAGAUCAUCGAUUUCUUUAAAGAUGUUGGAGAAGUUGUUUGUUCUCGACUUAUUGUAGACCACAAUGGUGAGCAUGUGGGCUGUGGCUUUGUUGAGUUUGCUUCUGCUAACGAAGCAGAGAUGGCGCUGGAAAAGAAUGGUUUCAGUUUGGAGGGUAAUAAGAUUUUUCUUGACGUGGCUGAGAUUGCUCCAUACCCUCUCCGACCCAAGUACAACCUUGCAGAGAAGCUUUUGUCGAAGGUAGAAAGCCUUCUGAUAAAAGAAGAAGAUGGAGAAGAAGAUGAAGGUGGAGAAGAAGAUGAUUUGGAGACCAAAUCGAAUCUGGGCGGAUUCUGCGGUAAGAAGAUUAUCUUCGGUUUCAACGACUGAUAGAAGAAUAUGAGCUCUUUCUCUUUGGGGUUUCUAGCUUGUGUGAUACAGUGCAACUUUUUUUUUACCGCUUCGGUUUUAAUUUUGAAUGGUUUUGUGUUAAAUAAUAAUGUGCCUUCAUUAUAUUACCUAAUUAAGAGCUGUAUACGUUUGGAACU